AUGAGUAGAACCGUGAGCUGUAGAGCUUGCGAAGCUUUUAACCAAGCUUGUGAAACUUUUGGCCUAGCUACCAAGCUUUUGGCCAAGGCUUGGUGUCUUGAUCUUCUAAUAAGGCUUUUCGGCUCAAUCCGAGCUAGAGGAGCUAUAACCAAGAUGCCAUGGCUUGUGCAUAUUUUUAUAGACGAAGCCAAUGGUUAUGAUCAUCCCAAAGGAUUUCAGCCUUCAAACUUUGGAAGGGCAUUGGAUUUGGCUUUGGCUUUGAGGGAGAAAGGUUCUUUUUAUGUUUGUGAGCUCUGCCGGAAAAAUGGUAAAAGUUCAGUUCCAGAUAUUAGCACAUCACCGAUUGAGCUUGAAGCUGUUUCCACCGUAGAUAACGUUGUGCUGUCUCCUCCUUUGCCUUGGGGUAAUGGUAGCAGGACUUUGAAGAAACUAAGGAUUUUAUGUUUACAUGGGUUUAGGCAAAAUGCUUCUGGUUUCAAAGGAAGAACUGCAUCUUUCGCCAAGAAACUCAAAAACAUUGCUGAGCUUAUUUUUAUCGAUGCACCCCACGAGUUACCUUUCAUUUACCAACCUCGCGUCAUGUCAGAACCAACAACCAAUUGUAUUGCAUCUUCAGUACAACUAAGUCCACCACCAUCGAAGAGUUGCAAUAAAAAGUUUGCAUGGCUAGUUGAACCUAAUUUCAAUGAAAAAAGUGAUGGUGAGUGGAAAAUGGCUGAUGAUCCAUUUAACUCUCUGCAGUACCAGCAGCAAACUGAGGGAUUAGACCUAUCACUCGCAUACCUGAAAACUGUAUUUUCUCAAGCUGGGCCAUUUGAUGGAAUCUUGGGAUUUUCACAAGGGGCUGCAAUGGCUGCUACAAUUUGUGGCCAAAGAGAGAAGCUAAAGGGUGAGAUAGAUUUCAGGUUUGUGAUUUUGUGUUCUGGAUUUGCUCUCAUUUUAGCAGAGUAUGACGCGAGACCAAUCAACUGCCCAUCGCUUCAUAUUUUUGGCAACCACCUGGGAAAAGACAGGCAGAUAGCAAAUCAAGCCAGCAGAGACCUUGCUGCUUCAUUUGAAGAGGGCUGCUCUGUGGUCAUUGAACAUGACCUAGGUCAUAUCAUUCCUACACGGUCACCGUUUAUUGAUCGGAUCAAAGAUUUUCUUCAACGUUUUCUCUGA
Molecule: messenger RNA, 1161 nt
Organism: Ilex paraguariensis (yerba mate)
Lineage: Eukaryota; Viridiplantae; Streptophyta; Magnoliopsida; Aquifoliales; Aquifoliaceae
Source: the annotation of a GenBank genome assembly